Messenger RNA from Etheostoma cragini (Arkansas darter), 2049 nucleotides. Its product is annotated as beta-1,4 N-acetylgalactosaminyltransferase 2-like. Gene Ontology annotation, biological process: UDP-N-acetylgalactosamine metabolic process; UDP-N-acetylglucosamine metabolic process. The transcript has 12 exons. The record is from RefSeq and is a predicted model, not a curated record. Bases 222 to 1772 code for a protein of 516 amino acids. Lineage: Eukaryota; Metazoa; Chordata; Actinopteri; Perciformes; Percidae.
CUCACACACACACACACACACACACACAUCAGAUCACCUGUUGGGCGGCUCUCUGCGUAGUUCCAAUGGGACUGAUUCAAGUGGGCGUUGUUUCAGGGCAUGGUUGAGGCUUUCAAUUAAUUGCUGUUGUUCACGGCUAGUCAGACAGGUUUUUCAACCUGAAACUGACAUCUCUCAUCAUCACCAUUCCCCUGGGACAAGUAAGACUGGAAUGAGAGACCAUGAAGGCUGUGAAUACCAGAACACUAUGGAGGGCUGCUGUUGUGUGUGGGAUCAUCUUGGCGAUAUUAUAUUUUAUGACAUUCCAUAACUGUUCCGGAAAGCUAAGACAAGAGGUUCCUACUGCACAGAAAAGGUUGGCGAAUAUCUCGUCCCAGAGGCCUUCCCCCCCACCUGGUCCAUGCACCUGUGCUGCCGGCGCGGAGAUGCUCAAAGAUUACAUCCCCAAGGAUCAGUACGAGAAGCUGGCCAAGAGGCGAGCUAAGGAGUUCCAACAACACAAAGCCAGGACUACAUCCGUAUUAUCUAGACUGCUGAUUGCUUUGCCAAACUCUCCUCUGCAGUAUCCUAUCCAAGGUUUUACAGUGCGACCUUUAAUCCCCACUCCCAUACCAGGUUUAGCACUGCAUGCAGGACAAAGAAGCAGCUACAAGGUGUCCUUAAAUGUGUCCAAAGGGGUCCAGACUACGAAGAUUCUAGCUGAAGAUGUGAAGGUCCAAGGUGGCGGUGGGCCCAGACUGAUUAUGGAGUCCAGCAGCCUGGUGAUCCUCAACGAAGCGCUGGCUAAGGUCUCCUAUGCCAGCACUGUCUACCAUAUACACACUGGAGACCUCGCAUCCUUCCAGUUUGAAGACCACGAGGCUGUGUUUCCCAUCACCAUCAGACAGCCUCGGGUGCCGGUGCUGCACGACAUGGGGACAGAUGUCAGCUCUCACGUCACCGUCGCCACAAAGACAUUUCUGCGCUACCCCCAACUCAGGGUGCUGUUGAGGAGCCUCCGGCGUUUCUAUAGCAACGUAGAAGUCAUCAUUGCAGAUGACAGCUAUGAACCAGAGAAUAUUACUGGAGAACACAUCCGGCAGUACUUCAUGCCUCCAGCACAGGGGACCGCCCUGGAUGUUUCAGGGGACCCACCUGGGCGUUUCAGGGGUCCAACCUGGAUGUUUCAGGGGGCCCACCUGGACGUUUCAGUGGCCGCCCUGGACGUUUCAGGGGACCGCCCUGGACGUUUCAGGGGACCGCCCUGGAUGUUUCAGGGGACCACCCUGGACGUUUCAGGGGACCGCCCUGGAUGUUUCAGGGGGCCGCCCUGGAUGUUUCAGGGCACCACCCUGGACGUUUCAGGGGCCCUAGGUGGGGCCGUACAAGGGAACCAGUUUUAUUUCUCUCUUCUCUACGAGGAAGGAGAGGAAAUGGAAGGCGGCUGCCUGCACAGGAAGUCUCAAGACAAGUUCCAAUCGCUUCCUGGUUACCCAAAAUGCUUUCUGGCCAGUGGGGUGGUCAACUUCUUCCUGGCUCGCACAGACGCUGUCCAGAGGGUGGGAUUUGACCCUCAGCUCCAAAGGGUAGCACACUCAGAGUUCUUCAUGGACGGCCUGGGCUCGCUGCUGGUCGCCACGUGUGACCAUGUGUCCAUCGACCAUCAGCCCAAAACAGGCAACAAGGACAACGCUCGCUACGGCAGUUUCAGAAACCCUGGAAGGAGCGACGUGGACUUCAAACUGCAGCUUCACUAUUUCAAAAACCACCUAAAGUGUAUCAAAUAUGGGUAGAAAACUACAGAAACUACACUGGGUUACAUAUUUCCCUGCAGUUUAUCAAAUGAAUAGUUUGAUCCGUUCUGAUUCUGGACAUAAAACCAGUCCGUUUCCCUAUUUAUGUAUCUCCUUACAAUGUCGCCCCCCCUAGGAUAGGGAGAGACUCUUUUAUUACCAAUAAACCAGAGAGUCGCUGCUUAACGUUAAAUGCAGGGCUUGGAUGAAUGCAAUUUAAGUUAAGUUUUUAAUUAGACAUCUUUUUUUCUCUCUUUAUGUGUGUAUUAUCCAUGGG